Messenger RNA from Microplitis mediator, 3406 nucleotides. RefSeq names its product exportin-6 (gene ebo). The transcript has 10 exons. Lineage: Eukaryota; Metazoa; Arthropoda; Insecta; Hymenoptera; Braconidae. Gene Ontology annotation, biological process: protein export from nucleus. Bases 226 to 3342 code for a protein of 1038 amino acids. Gene Ontology annotation, molecular function: small GTPase binding; nuclear export signal receptor activity. The record is from RefSeq and is a predicted model, not a curated record.
AAAUAGAAAAAAAAAAGAGAGAGAAACGACAAGACUUUCACUGUUAAUUUUAUUAUCAAAGAAUCGAUCACAUUUGACAACCAGAAGAAAAAAAAUUCAUCGCUCUCCAAUUAACCUUAAUCUAUUAUUAUUACUAUUGUAUAUAAAAAAUAAUAUACAUUAUACAUAUAUAUAUAUUUAUGUUUUUACAUAAAUUAAUAUUUAAACAGACGAACUGUCAUCAACAUGGAUGAUGCAGCUGCAUUACAGAGAUUAGAGCAGUUGAUGACUGAGUUUUUUUCAAAUGGUGCCACAAAUGAACGUAUACGUACAAUUGAACAAAGUUUGCAUGAAUUUACAGCACAAAUAAAUUCAUGGAGACCUUGUUUACAUUUUUUAUCAUCAACAAAUAAUCAUUAUGUCAGUAUGUUUGCAUUAUCAACACUUGAGACAACAAUUGGAAGAAGAUGGCCAAUUUUACUAUGGGAAGAUAGAGCAUUAAUUAGAUCAACACUUUAUACUUUAUCACUUGAACAUAGUGUAGCACCAUUUGUUAGAAAUAAAAUAGUUAAGUUAGUUGUUGAUAUUGCUAAACAUGACUGGCCACAUUUUUAUCCUGAUUUUUUUUCAAAUAUUUUACAGUUAUUAGGACAUAAACAAACACGGUUAUUAGGUCUGAUAUAUUUAAGAACAGCAUCUGAAGAAUUAGCAACACCUAGAGAAGAUUUACCUAUCCAACGAAAGACUGAAUUAUUACGUUUAUUAAGUUCACAAGUUUCAGUAACACUUGAAGCAUUGACAGUACUUUUGUGUGAAACAACAAAAAUGCAAAAUCGUUCAGGUACAAUGACACCACCACCGUCACCAACUGGAGGACAAAAUGUACCUCCACAGGCUGUUCUUGAUGUUGAUGGUCUUUCUAUUGGUUGCAGUGAAAUUUGUAUUGUGACAUUGGAAGUACUUGCUCAUUUAUUUAGUUGGAUUGUACCUACUGAUUAUAUUUCUAUAAAUUUACUUGAUGCCAUAUUUACAUGUGCCAAAUAUCAUGAUUCUAUGAAUGGUAAACAAAUUGAAAUGGUCAUACAAGCAAUGACAACAAUAAAUGAAUUGUUAUAUCGACCAUGUUCUCCAAGUAUAACGGAUACAUUACUUUUACAAAUAUUUAAUAAUGCUGUGACUUUAUUUCAAAUAAUGGAACGUUCAGAUUCUGUUGAUGAAAGUUAUAUUGAUAAGACGACAGAAUUUUUACAAUUAUUUGUAACAAAUCAUUUAAAGCGCGUUGAGUCAUGUCCUAAAUUUCCAAUAAAUACAUUACUUGAAGUAUUAUAUCAUCAUACAUUUAACCAAUGCACAACAAUACACGCCUAUCUCCGUAGUCUCGAAGUAUGGAACUCAUUACUUGAGUCCACUCAAUCUAAAUACGCAUCCGUAGGUCUAGCUCUUGCAGAACGUGUUCUCAAAAAAAUAAGUUUCAAGCACGAAGCCCGGAGUCUAAAAGAUUUAGAUAUUGAGACACUUGAUGAAAAUGAAGAAACAGAAUGGCAGCAUUUUCUACGCUGCAAUAUUGAAUGUUUAGCUAAAAUAGCUGAAAUAUUACCAGUUGAAAUUUUCACACUCUUAUACCGAUCAUGGCGUGCCGACUUGACAAUUUAUGGCGAGCUAGGAAUCGCACUAACAAAUAAUCACGUUAUAAUAUUAAAUGAAUCAGAAGCAACAAAAGUACACGCACAUUUACGUGAUUUAGCCUCAAUAACUCAAGCAUUAGCCCGUCUCUAUUCGUUAUUUUUAUCUGAACAGCCAACAAAUAAUAAUAAUACAACUAACGAUGACAUAAAUACAUUAAUUGAAGAAUUAAUAACUCAAACUCUUGAUGCGUGUGGAUUUGCACGUGAUAAUAAAUUGUAUCAUGCAGCAUUACAACCACCAGCAUUAGUUAUUGAUUUAAUUGAAAUUCAUUCACAAUUACUAGCAUCAUUGCAAGCGUGGUCACAUUGGAUCUGUAAACGCACAGAUAAAUUAAAAGACGAAUUAUGCCAGCGCUGUAUACAAUCUUGUAUAUGGAUAUUUAAUUUACAUAUUAAUGAUAGUAAUUCAUUACCACCGUCAAAUUUAUUACACUCAUCAGUGCAUUUAUUUCAAACAAUAACAGCAAUACUGCGUCCAAAUUUAUGGGAACAAACGGCAUUCCGUGACUUAUUAUGUAUAAAUAAUUAUCCUUAUCUUAAAUCAGAUACUAUUAAAGUAUUAAGACGUGGGCUAAUAAAUGGUAUUGUGCUAGUUAAUGGUGAUAAUGCUGUAAGACAACGUCUCUUGACAACAUUUAUUCACACAAUGUCUGAAUCACUUGGUCAGUGUGGACAAAUAAUUCCUAAUGAUAUUAAUAUAUCGACGGCUAUUAUUCCAUUGAAACAAUUACUUGAAGAUUGUUGUUCUCUAUCAAUGAAUAUUAAAAAAUUACUGUACCAAUGUUUGGAAGAUACUAUUAAUCGUGUAUUAGAAUUAUUACCGCAUUUAAUUAGAUCACAGACGACAUGUGAGAUAAUAAUGAAUUUUUUACACGCAAUGUUUUUAGUUUUACAGCAACAACUGGGUGUUGAUUUCACCCAAAAUGCUGUACAAGGAAUGUUAAAUAUUUAUACUAAUGAAAAUAUAACUGCUGGUCCGGCAUUAGAUCAGUUACUUGAAAUAUUAAUACUCGUUGUAUCAGCACCGAGUAAUGCAUUUAAAGCUUUUGUACCUUCUGUUAUUAAUUUAUGCUUGAGACAAGUUUGGCCUGCUGUUAAUAAUGAUUUAAAUAAUUAUAUAGAUACUACUUUAGUGUUACUCAAAUUAUUCAAUAGUAUUUUAUUGCAUAGAUGGCAAUAUUUUUAUAAUGUAUCAAUUGCACGUACAUUUGGUCAUAGUGAAGCUGAGGAAGUUGUUGAUAAUAAAGAAGAACUUGUUACUAUUUUAGAAGUAUUUGGACAAGCACUACUACAAUCUGAUGUUAAUAUAUUUCGUCAGAGUUUACAGAGUUUAGAGCAAUUGAAUACCAGGUGGAGAUUGUAUCAGAGAGAAAUUUUUAAAAAUCAUUUACUUGAACGGUUUUUAAUGGCAUUAUUUACCGUAUUAAUACAAAAAUCACAUAAUUUACUAGCAGAUGAAAUAGCAACAGCAAUCCAUAAUUUAGCAUCUGUAAAUAUAACAUGGUUUUUUAAUAAUUUUUUAAUGACAUUUUUGGCAAAUUGUGAGUGUCUUGAUGAUACACAGCGAUCAACUUUGCUUAAUAACUUUGAUAAGUCGACUGAUCAACCAACAUUGACAAGAUCUGUAUUACGAUUUGUAUCUGAUCUGCGAUGUUAUCAAAUGUGUCAACCAGUGUAAAUAAAAUUCCAAGAUUUUUUAAAUUUUUAUUAAUUUUUUCAUAUUUUAACUUAAUAAAUUAAUA